UAAAUAAGAGCGAGCGCACACUAUAAAAACUGACAUAUGCUGCGUUCUCGAUUUGGUCGCUGGAUACAUCGAUGCCAUGCUUCACACACAUCCAUAAACGACACAACACUGACUGGGCUUUAAAACCAAGGGCUGAAACUAAAAUAUGUUUUUCUACACUAAAUAAAUUAUUACGAACAUAUAAGAAAGUACUCUAAGGGUACCUUAUGAAAAAAACACGAAUCGCAUCAUAAUAUUUAAAAUGACCGAAGUAGAUGUCUUCAUCACUAAUUACACCCUUGUGGAUCCGGAAAUUUACCAGUUGUGGAUUGAAGGGCAUUCAGCCAGUGAAGCUGUAGCAAUUCUUGAUAAAAAAGGUCUCGGUAAACAAACUGGAGCUUCCUUAGAACUUAUUGCUAGCGAUGUUUUGGACCACUAUCGCACUUAUUCUUUAUUGGAAAAGCUAUUGAGUAAUCCAAACAAACUUCAAGAACAACUUGCUUUUCAAAUUGAACCAGAAACCAGGCAGUUACUGAUAGAGAAAUACUAUGAGUUUGAUGAUGUAGUCGUUAAAGAAUUACUAGGGAAAAAAUUGAGUUCUAAAAAUAGAAAAGACUUGGAUGAGGUGUCAGAGAAAACUGGGAAACCUUUGAAGUCAUGCAGGAGGCAAUUUGACAACAUAAAAAGAGUCUUUAAGACAGUUGAUGAAAUUCCAGGUUCAAUAGUUGAGAAUAUCAAGAGCUCAUUUUAUUUGCCUGACAAAUUAGCCAGAGAUUAUGCCAGUAUAGUAUUUUUGGCCUCCAUAAGAUUUGAAACAUCCAAAAAGAAACUAAGCACUAUGACAUUUUCUGCAUGGAAAAGGUGUUGUGAAGUAAUUAUGGCCCAUUGGACCUACAAAUUAACUGGUCCAGAAAGCUAUGACACUGAAAUGGAUAAAGAAUUUUUGCUCGAAUUAAGAGAGUUAAAAGUGUUGUUGGAUAGAGAAAAGGAGCAUAAACAGCUUGUCUCUGUCAUCCUUAAACCCAAACUUCUCCAAAAAAGCUAUGCAGAGUUAGACAGUAACUUCAGAAAAUACACUGCUGCCAUAAUCACUUUAGGUGCAACCCUACACCGAUCCAGAGACAUGAGAAAUCUAUUUAUGGACUUUUCACAGAUUUUGGACCUGUUUAGAACUGGCAACUGGACUUCACAUGACUUGCAACAGUUUUUUAAUGCUUACACCUUGGCUGGUACAGAAUUAGAUAUUAUGAGGAGUGAUGCAGACCUAAAAAGUAGCUGGGAAAAAUUUAUGAAGGUGGUAGGUGUUUGUAUGGUUGUAAUGUAUAUCCCACCAUAAAACACUUUUAUAAUUAGGAAUAUUAGGAUUACAAUAUAAAUAAUGUAAGUGAGAAUACCUUUGACAUAGAUUUAAGAUUUAAUCAUAAUUUAUUGUUGUGUUUUUAAUAAUAAUAUAUAUUUUGUUGUUGUGUUGUGUAAUUAAAUGUAUUUAGUUAUA
Anthonomus grandis grandis is the source of this 1474-nucleotide messenger RNA. RefSeq names its product acidic fibroblast growth factor intracellular-binding protein (gene Fibp). Lineage: Eukaryota; Metazoa; Arthropoda; Insecta; Coleoptera; Curculionidae. Bases 242 to 1315 code for a protein of 357 amino acids. Gene Ontology annotation, cellular component: nucleus. The record is from RefSeq and is a predicted model, not a curated record. The transcript is spliced from 7 exons.